This is a messenger RNA of Ectocarpus siliculosus, 1765 nucleotides long. NCBI's taxonomy places the organism in Eukaryota, Phaeophyceae, Ectocarpales, Ectocarpaceae. The record is from the annotation of a GenBank genome assembly.
AUGGAGCCGCUGCAGCGGGCACACGGCUUCAAGGUGCAUCGUGUUCCAAACGAUGGAGAUUGCUUCUUCUCCUCGAUCAAGGCAGCCUUGCCAGACGGAGUGGCGGCAGAACGAGCGAGGGGCGGUGGAGGCGGGGGCGCGGCGGACUGUGCUGGGUCGGCCCUCACGGUGCGACAGAUGCGCGAGUGGGUGGCGGAGGAGAUGGGCCAGGACCAGCUGGACUUCUACAUCCUUCAGGCCGGCGCGAACCCCGAGGAUAGAUGGCUGGACUUCGUGCGCCCGCUGGUAGACAGGAUACCGAGCGACGACGAAGAGGAGGAGGAGGAGGAGGAGGAGGAGGGAGAAGAGGACGACGACGACAGCUACCGGGGGGAAACCGAGGGCGAAGCUUCGCAGUCGCAACCCCAACAGAGCGCAGCCACCUCUCGCAAACCGCCAUCAUCCCGAUCCCGACCGUCCCGAGCAACAGCAGCAGCAGCAACGGCGGCAUCACGAGCCCCGAAGGCUGUUGGCUCAGGUGGGGGCGGCGUGGCACGCGGCAGGGGGAAAGGAAGGACGGGAAGCGGACAACCGGAAGGGAAAAAACCUACCUCGCGGAGGACCGCCAAGGCGGACGACACUGAUGCCCCUGAGGAUAGCGAGUGCGCCACUUUGGCCGCCGUGGUGUCGCCGCCGUCGGCAUCAAGCGACCGCAACGCUCGUUACCUCCGUAGGCGUGAGGGAAGAGGGCUGUCGGCAGCGGCGGCCGCGGCGGCGGCCACGAAGGCGGCAGCUUCGACGAACAAGAAUCCGAAAGCGAAAUCGUCAUCGAAUCAGCGAAGAGCGACAGCGGAGGCGGAGGCGGGGAGUUCAUCUCGGAGGAGUUCUAGGUCCAGGAAAGGGAAGGCGACGAGCCCACGGCGCGUUGGCGAGGAAGGCAGUGGAGGAGAUGAGGAGGAGGAGGAGGAAGAGGAGGAGGAGGAGGGGGGAGAGGAAGAGACGGAGGCGGUGGGGUGGAGGUGGGAAAACGAGGUAGAGGAGGAGAACGAGGGUUUGCCUGUGGUGGAGACGGUGGAAGAGCUCCGUCGGUUCGUGCGGCUCGAGGGCUCGGACGUGGGGCACGGCAACUGCAUGUGGGCCGACACGCACGCGCAUCACGUGGUGUCCCGAAGGCUGAAGAUAACCAUCCUCUUCGUUGACAUGGAGCGAGAGAAGCGUGCCUGGCCGUACCGGGUGCUGGCCCGCACGGUAACAGACAGCGACGACGGAGAGGACGAGCGCUUCGUCGUUCUCAAGCGAGAGCCCAGCCACUUCGUCCUCCUCGAGACCGUGCCCUCCCCCGAGGACAGCGACGGAGCGGUUGGCAGCGACAGCGGUGGCGGAGGCGUGGCAGCGAAGAAGAAGCGAAAGGGCGGGCGGGGGCAAGCGUGCUUCUCCCGUUCUGAGCUGCCGGACGUCGUGAGGAGGUUGUGGCAGCUGUGAGCGGAAGGCCAAGACAACGAGCGCUGGCGGUGUCGGCGUAGUACAUACAUUCAAGAGGGCAGCAGAAAGGAUGGUGGGUGACGAACGUACGGGCCCGAGAUGGCCGUAUGUGGUUGACCCACUUAUAUGAUGCUGAGGAAGAAGAACACGGAAAAGAGGAGGAACCAGCGCCGGGCACGGAGUGACCGACAAGCGAAGGCGGUGUUGAUCGUUACGCUUGGGACAGAUGUAUUUCCAUGUGCCGACGCGUGCCCAAAAUGCAUGUGUGCAGGCUGACAGGCUGAUGUAAACUACUUGGUAUGUC